UUCACUUUAAGACACCCAAAACUGGGAGAUUUUAUUACGCAGUUAAAUAUUUUGAACUAAUGUUGAAUCAGGUCAAUACUAACUGUCACCAGCAGAGGGCGCAUGUAGGUCUUGGUAGAUGGCGAACUCACCAGCAAAGCAUUCUGGGAUUUGUAGUAUAAACAGUGAAUGGUUUGUUUCCCAGUGAUCCAGCUCUAGCUGACAUGUUGAAUGUUCUCAUKGACCAAAUGUGACCCACUGCCUGAGUCUGAAGCCUCUGCUGGAAGGAUCCAGUUGGACCUGAUUGGAUUCUGUUCUGACUCGGUUUGAUUCUCUGUCUGCAGAGUCUCAGAGCUGCUGCUGCUAGUGGACCGACUGCAGAUCAUUACCACAAAGAGGAAACAUGAUCAGUGUUUUCAGAUCAGCAGCAGAGAAACGUCUCUCAGUUCAGCAGCUGAUAGACGGACGGAAGAUGUUGGUUCUGGUUCUGGUUCUGGUCGUUGUGCUUCAGGUUGAAGGAACCAGAGGAGGAAAUAUUCAUCUCUAUCGCAGUAGUGCAGAAAGUGCUGUUCUACCUUCAGAGAGACCGUCAUCGUCUUAUCGAUGCUCCGAUGUUAACUGGUUUUACAACAGAAAUACAAGCGAAACUCAGUCAGUGGUUGAAAAUGGAAAAGUUGUUGAUCGUUCACCUCGAGCUUCCAGGUUAAAUUUGAGCAGUAACUGCUCUCUGAUCAUCAGCUACAUCACUGCUGAUGAUGCUGGAAGAUACACCUAUAGAUCUGGAUCCGGAUUCUCCGUAGAUGGAAAUGUGUAUCUGAGUGUUUUAACCUUUUCAGAUGUUGAUCUAACAGAGGAAGAUUUAACAUUACCAUGUUCUCUGUGGAAACACAGUGACCUCGGUCCUUGUCCGGAGAAAAGUUUCCGUUGGUUGGGUAAUAAGAGAACUGUGCUGACUUGUAAAAGUGACGAUCGCAGCUCAAGACAAAGAUGUUUUUCCACUCUAACUGUGGAGCAUCAGAUCGACAAUAACCGGGUAUUCAUCUGCCAGUUUGUUGAAGGAAACAGCGUGAAGGUUGAAUCUGUAUUCGUACUAGGAUUUUUAAAAGUGCAUAUAGGAGUUGAGAGAGGAGAACCAGUAAAUCUCUACCACAGAGUUGGAGAUGAAGCUGUUCUGCCCUGUAACAGACCUUCAUCAUUCGACUCCUGCUCCUCUGUUAAAUGGAUUUAUGAGAGAAAUAAAAACAUGAACGAUCGACAGGAAGUUCAUAGAGGAAUCGUUCAGAGUUCACCUCGUUCUGCCAGGAUGAGUUUGGACAGAAUCUGUUCUCUGACCAUCAACAACAUCACUGAGGAGGAUGUUGGACGUUACAACUGUCAGUUUUGGGACAGAGUCCGUUAUGAGACAGAUGUGUUUCUAAAUCUGCUGAUCAUCAUUUCAUCUCCGCCACGUGUUCAUGCAACACUUCAUGAAUCCGUAAGAUUAAUCUGUUCUCUGCUGAGAUACAGAUCAUCCGAUCCUUGUCCAGUUAAAAGUCUCCGCUGGGUGGAUGAGACAGGAAGUGAACUGACUGAUGAAGGUGAUGGAUAUAAAUCUGUAGGACAGUUUGGUUGUGAUUCUCAUCUGAUUGUGAGUCUUCAGAGCAGCAGAAGAUUCACCUGCCAGUUUGUUGAAGGAAACGAAGUGAAGAUAGAAGCUCACUACCAACAUGAAGGCCCCCCCGCCUCGUCUCCUCUGAGCUUCAUCAUGUUGACUCUGAAGAUCACAGGACUGAUCCUGAUGGUUGGAAUCACUGUUGGUAUCAUCAGAACCAGAGGAAGAAAAAAGCCUCAGAAAGACAUUAAAGUUCAUUUUGCUGCUGAUGACGACACAGUGGAUUAUGAAAAUGAUGGAGAACGUUCUGCUGCCGCCGCACUGCACUGAGCUUCAUCACACCAGUUAGUUUAUAGAAAAACGCUUUAUUUUGAUGUUUCAUCUAUAUGUAUGAGUGUCUUUUUGUUUUUACUUGUUUACAGAUUAAAUUGGCUAAGGAAUAGCUAACAGAUAAAUAUAAUAUCUAAAAUAAAGACCUAUUUUCAAUGAAACUUCAAAUUCAACUGUUGAUACUACAAACUAAUCAGGGAUACUACGGUGCUUUAAUAAAGCAUUAUCUAAGUUUUUCUUCUUGCGCAGUUAUUUUUACAGGCUGACUCGCUGUUAAAUGUCAUUUUUAGUCAUAAACUCAUAAAAUAAAACGUAAUAAUUGCAUUUAAAGCGCACACGGGUCUCGUACAC
This is a messenger RNA of Poecilia reticulata (guppy), 2251 nucleotides long. NCBI's taxonomy places the organism in Eukaryota, Metazoa, Chordata, Actinopteri, Cyprinodontiformes, Poeciliidae. The record is from RefSeq and is a predicted model, not a curated record.